AUGGCUUCCGAAGCAUCCAUCUCUGCCAACGGCGGAUCCCUCGCUGCUAUGUUGGAACAGCAGCACGCCCGCGACGAGUUGCACAAGCCCACUGUGGAGGAGACCGUGGACGAGGAAGACCUCAAGCACCCCCCUCCGACCGUGACACAGCCAGAUCAGCCCCUCCUGGUUGACGCUGAUACCCCCGAGCCUACCACCCCCGCGCAAACCGCUUCCCCGGCGCCCACCCCCAAGCCCGCCACCAAAAAGGCCCCGGCAUUCGAUGUUCAAUCCGAAGAAUUGUUCCCAGCUUUGGGCAGUGGCCCGAAGCCUGCUGCCCCCGCAGCUGCUACAUGGGGUGCGAAGAAACCUUCCGCGACCGCUGCUGUCGCCAAUGGUUCGCCCGCGAAGUCAAUGGAAAUUCCUCGUAUCAUGGCUCUCCCCGGAAAGCACAUGGAGCAGCUCCGCCUAGCUCCCUCCCAGAUGCAACCCCGUGGACAGAUGAAGAAGCCUCUUCGUGAUGUCCUCCGGGAUAUCUCUCGCAGAUCAAAGGCGAAUGUCGACAUGCGCGGUGGCCCCGGUGGCUCAAUCAUUUUCGAAGGAAAGGGCUCCGUAGAUGCAGUGCGCCAGGCUCUCCGCGAAGUGGCUCAGCAGGUUGGAUCUAAGCAAUCUGUCCGUGUUCCGAUUCCCACAUCUGCGCGCGCUCACAUCAUUGGCCGUCAAGGUACCGUUGUGCAGGAUAUCCAGACCCGCACUGGUGCCCGUGUUCAGGUCCCCCGCGCCGAUAGCAACGCUGCUGGUGCCGAUGAUGACGAUGAUGAUACCAUUGACAUUUUGAUUGAGGGAGAUGCCGUGGCUGCGGAGAUGGCCCGCCGUGAGAUCGAGGCCAUUGUCAAGGAGCGCGGCUCAAACAUGAGCUUCCGAUUGAAGACUGUUCCUCCUGAGUUCUUCCCCUUCAUUGCAGGUGCACACGAUGCCAACGUGCGGGCCAUUGAAGAGCGCACAAAAGCGCACAUUAAUGUUCCCCGCUAUGAUACUUGGACGAGCCAGCCUCCUCCGCAGGAAGCCAACCCUGGCCAGGUUCAAUUCGUGGCUGUGCCUGAUAAGCACAUUUUGAUCUCCGGAGAACGGGCUGCCGCACAGGAGGCUCGGGCUGAGAUUGAGCGCUUGGCUGCGCAAUUGCACCAGCAGCUUACUCUGCGCCAGCUGGCAAUCAACCGUGGCCAACACCAGUUCAUUUUGGGCAAUGAGGCCGAUGCCCUGCACCAGUUCGUUGCACAAACUGGAUGUGCCAUUGUCCUGCCCCCUUCCUCCGAUGAGAGUGAGUUCCUCACCAUCACUGGUCCCCUUGACCAGAUCGAGGCUGGUAUUGAACACGCUAUGGAUCUUGCGACAAGCAUGCAGAUGGCUAGCAUUGAUCUGUCCCGCCAGCAUCCCGCUGCUCCCGCCGGUCCCCACGCCCACGCAAGUGCUCUCUCGCAGUACUUACGUCGCCGUCAGGUCAUCAAGGAACUUGAAUCGACAUACGAUGCGCACAUUGCCCUUCCUCCUAGUGUUGGUGGGCCCAUCACUUGGGAGGUGUACUCCCGUGACGGCAAGAACACCAUCCGCGCCCGUUCCGAUAUCAUGAACCUAGUCCAAGCUCUACCACCUUCUAGACUCCGCCACGUCCCUGUGGACCCUUACUUCCACCAGUACCUGCGUGAUCGAAGCGCAAACACCCUUCAGGGUGAUUAUGGGGUGCACUUAAUGGUGCCUGAUGACAUCAACUGCCCCGAGGUUGUUCUUGUUUAUGAAGGCCCGUCCGCAACUGCUUCCCGUUUCGAGGUCCCUAGACAGCGCCCCUCCCCCGCGGAUGUUGCAGCCUUCGAGAAGGGUCUGCAAGAGGCUCAGGAUUACCUCCUCAGCACUCUCGGAGACCAGCUUGACAUUGUUGCCAAGACGGUUUCCGUUCCUGCCAAGUACCAGGAGAAGGCGCGUAAAUUCAUCACGCGCGAGCAGGCGGCCAAGGGCGAGGAUAGCAUCCCUGUGCGUGCCAUUGUCGGUGACGCCCAGGGUUCUCAAUGUGAGGUUUCUCUCCGUGGUCCCUCAGCCCUGGUGGCUGAACUUGCCGCCAAGGUGGAGGCUUUCGUUGUGGAGCAGGAGAAGGACGACCUGGAGCGUGGUUACACCACUAGCUUUGACUUCCCCCAGAAGUACGCCAACUUCCUGAUUGGCAAGCGUGGUGAGAACAUCAACAAGCUCCGUGAGGAGUUCGAUGUCGAUAUCAAGGUGGAGAACGGCAAGGUCGAGGUCAAGGGGCCCAAGGCCAAGGCAGAUGCCACCCGCAUGCGCAUUAUCAACAUGGGCAAGAAGUUGGAAGAUGAGACUACUCAUAUUCUCAAGGUCCCCGCCCAAUACCACCGUGAGCUGAUUGGCCAGCGUGGAAAUCAGGUCAACCGUCUUCAGGAUCGUUACUCUGUCCGUGUCCAAUUCCCCCGCGCAAUUGUUGCCAAUGAUGACUCCACGGAAACCGGCAGUGAUGCUGGUGGUGCUCGUCCCCAGCGUGCUCAGCAGGCUCCCGAUGAGGUCCUUGUCAAAGGCCCCAGCAAGGGUGCCGACGCCGCUCGCGACGAGAUCCUCAGCUUGCUGCAAUAUGUCAUUGAGCACGGUCAUUCCGCCGCCAUUUCUGUGGCCCAGAGCCAGGUCGCAUCCCUGAUCGGCCAGCGCGGCCGCGAGAUGGACAAGCUUCGCGCUGAUACCGGUGCCCAGAUUGAUGUCCCUAACGCCAACGAUGCGCCGGAUGCAUCGGGUCGUGUGGAGAUUCGGGUCAAGGGUACUAAGCAGCAAGUUGCCGAGGCCAAGAAGAUCUUGCAGCAGCGGGCCAGCGAGUUCGAUGCCACUGUGACCAAGACCAUUGAGGUUGACAAGAAGUAUCACAAGGCUUUGAUCGGUGGAGGUGGUGCCAGCAUCCGCAAAAUUGUCACCGAGGCCGGUGGCCCUACUGAUGGCAGUGCCGCCAGGAUGGUCCGUUUCCCCCGUCCUGAAAGCACCGAAUCGACCAUCCGCCUCGAGGGCAACGGCAAGAUCGUGGAUAGCAUCAUCGCCGCGAUCGAAGAGUUCGUCAAGGAGCGCCAAGACCAGGUCACUGAAAUCAUCGAUGUUCCCACCGCCCAGCACCGCAUGCUUAUUGGCCGUGGAGGUGACACUCGCCGUGGCAUCGAGUCCAAGUUCAACGUCACCCUUGAUAUUCCUAAGCAAGGCUCUGGCCGUACCGAUGUGAAGCUUAAGGGCCCUAGCAACGCCGUCCAAAGCGCCAAGGAGCACGUCAAGUCCAUGUUGAAGGAGCAGCACACGGAGACCAUCGAGAUCCCUAGCCACCUGCACUACUUCCUCGCGGACAAUGGCCACAUCUUCCGCCGCCUGCGCAACGACUAUCAGGUCACCGUGGACCACGCCGGCCAGCCCCUGCCUGUCCCUGCCCCCUCCGCCGCCGAAGACACUCGCGCCACACCUGAAGGCACCGACAUGCCUCUGAUCAUUGAUGAUCCCAACCUCUCCCCCUUCCCCUGGGUUCUCAGCGGCACACCGGAGAACGUGGCCAAGGCCCGGUCGGUCGUCGAGAAGGCUCUCGCUUCCGCGAUCCAUCAGUCCACUACGGGAUAUCUGAUUCUGCCGGAUCCCAAAACUUACCGUUUCGUUGUCGGCCAGGGUGGCAGCCAGAUCAACGCCAUCCGCAAGAAGACAGGCUGCCGUAUCAAUGUGCCCAAGGACCAGGCUCUUGGCGAAGCGAUUGAGAUCCGGGGUAGCCCCAGCGGCCUGGAAGAGGCCAAGGAGAUGAUCCUCGAGGCCGUGCACAAUGGCCUUCACGGUGCUGCGCGGUAG
Molecule: messenger RNA, 3843 nt
Organism: Penicillium coprophilum
Lineage: Eukaryota; Fungi; Ascomycota; Eurotiomycetes; Eurotiales; Aspergillaceae
Product: putative RNA binding effector protein Scp160
Exons: 5
Coding region: 1-3843 (1280 amino acids)
Biological process (GO): nuclear division
Cellular component (GO): nucleus; cytoplasm
Molecular function (GO): mRNA binding
Source: RefSeq, a predicted model, not a curated record